UGAAAUUAGCUCCAAAACAUUGAAUAGCCGCUAGCAAUAUCGAUAUUUUAUUUUCUCGCGGACUAACAUUUGUUACAGCAUGUGACUCAUUGUAAACAUGACUUAGGAUUCAUGAAACUACCGCAGAAGUCCCAUUCCCUAUUAUUAGUAACAGUGUCACGCAAUGCAACAUGGAAGUGGAUCACAGAAUAUGCAACGACAGCUUCAGAGGUCCAAGUCUGCCAGUGGGGCUGAAGCCGAGGAUCAGCAGCCCACCAUGGCAGUUACACAGCAAGCUACAGUUAACCAUCCUCAAUCUCCUUUGACCACAUUUUCCUCUGCGGCCAGCCCUUCAGCCCCCCAGUCACCCAAUUAUCAGAUAAUCAUGAGUCGUAGCCCCGUCACUGGCCAGAACAUGAACAUCACAUUACAAAAUGUGGGACAGAUGGUGACUGGUAACCAGCAGAUCACCCUAACCCCACUUCCUAUCCAGAACCCAGCAUCCCCUGGAUUCCAGCAUUCUACACCUCAGUGGAGGUUUGAGCACGCUCCAUCCUCGUACAUCCAGGUCACCUCACCUGUGCCCCAGCCCAUGCAGCCCCUAAGUCCAACCCAGCACAGCCCAGUCCCUCUGCAAGGUGUGACAAGGCCAGGAGCACCUGCAACAGCAUUGGGUGUGUGUGGACAGAGUCCAACACGAUUUGUUGAAGCUGGUAUGAUCGUGAGGCAGAUCAGUUUGAGCAGUCCUUCGGGAAGUGGCCACUUUGUUUACCAGGAAGGAACAGGACUGGCCCAGAUCACCCCAGCGACACCUGGCCAGAUGCAGCUGGCCUCUCCAGGAGUACCCGGCUCUGUGAGGGAACGCCGACUCUCUCAGCCUCACUCUCAAACUGGAGGCACCAUCCACCACCACGGACCUCAAAGUCCUGUAACUACGGGUACUGCUCUCCCCACUCUGGGCAGUCCUGGUCACAUCACCACUUCCAACCUACCUCCACAGAUUAGCAGCAUCAUUCAAGGGCAGCUGGCACGCCCGAUGAUAUUUGAGAAGACACAGCAGGGUGUGGUUGCUGGACUAGGAACCACAGCCACAGCAUCGUUCAAUAUACCCUCCUGCAUUACAACGUCGAGCCCAUCCCUCACAAAUCCACACCAAGGGAUCUCCAACAAUCCUCUUGUAUCCAACAGCAUGGCUGUGGCCACUGUGAGGAAACAGGUUCCCAAGAGGUUAGAGCAAAUUGCUCCUUCCACUCCAGAGAUUGCCCAGCUGAGAAAACUGUACAUGGAGCACCACACCAAGAAGAUGGAGAGCCUGAAAGAAGUGUUCAAAGAAUACCUGAUUGAGCUUUUCUUUCUGCAGCACCUCCAAGGGAACAUGAUGGACUAUGUUGCUUUUAAGAAAAAGCCCUGUGUUCCUCUGUAUACUUACUUGAGACAAAACGAUUUGGACCUUGAAGAUGAAGAGGAAGAAGAAGAACAAUCGGAGGUCAUUAAUGAUGAGGUUAAGGUUGUCACUGGAAAGGAUGGCCAAGCAGUGACACCAGUUGCCAUAGCAACACAGCUUCCUGCCAAUGUUUCUGCAGCUUUCUCUGUCCAGCAACAGUUUCAGGGACACCAAGGGACUCCUGGUUGCACCAUGACAAACCCUGGUGACAUGGAUGUCUUUAAGAGGCAACAGGCUAUGGUGCACGCAGGCGGGAUGCCGCCUAUACCUCAAGCGAUCCAGAUUGCAGGACAGAAGCAGGACCAGCAACAAUACGACCCAUCCAAGGGACCUCCAGUGCAGAAUGCAGCAAGCCUGCACACCCCUCCUCCCCAGCUGCCUAGUCGAUUGCCCCAAAGUGCCCUUCCUAUGUCAGGCCUGUCCAUGACACUCUCUCAGCAGGCUCAGUUAGUGGAGAACACAGCUCACCCUGGUGGUCAACUCCUGUCACAAGUGAAGGUGCAAACUGGUGGGCCUGUCAUGCCCACAAUAAACCCCCACACACAGCUCCAGGCCCAACUGCAGCAGCAGAUGCAGCCUGGUCUUCAUCUCCAGUUGCAGCCCCAGCAGCAACCAUCCCAGGCCAUACUGCAGUCAGGACAAGCGACGGUGGCACUUGCUCGCCCUGGUACUGAAUCAAACCAGCCAGUUCAGAGGAUUAUGACCAACUCGAUAUCCAUGACAUCCAUGACAUCCAUGUCUCCUGCUCCACUCUCUGUUCCCAAUUCUGUUCUAACCCCCCAUACUACAAGUCCGCUCCGCCCUCUCGGCUCUAACAUCAACCCAAGCACCCAGUCCAAACUGACUGGAACCAACGGUAUAUCUACAGUCAAAAUGGGUGGCUUUGGUCAAAGUGCGGCCAUGCAGUCCUCACAGGAGGGUUCUCAAGACAAACAAGUUGAGCAGGCCAAAAUGGAGAGUCAAGUGCAUCAGCGCAUCUCGGAGCUAAGGAAGGAGGGCCAGUGGUCAGCCAGUAGGCUCCCAAAGCUUGCGGAAGCCUCACGUCCAAAGUCUCACUGGGACUAUCUCCUGGAAGAGAUGCAGUGGAUGGCAGCUGACUUUGCUCAGGAGAGGAGAUGGAAAGAAGCUGCUGCCAAGAAGCUGGUUCGGACAUGUGCCCGUUACCAUCAAGAGCAAAAGAAAAGUGAAGAGAGGUCAAAGAAAGAAAGGGAAAUUCAUCUUCGUCACAUUGCCAGCACCAUCGCCCGUGAGGUCGAAUUCUUCUGGGCAAACAUUGAGCAGGUUGUGGAAAUCAAACUCCAGUUUGAAAUUUAUGAGAAGAGGCUCAAAGCACUUAGCUUACAAAAAGCCUCAACCAAAGUACCAGGUCAGUCAACAGGAGUGAAAGCUGAAAAAGAGGAGGUUAUGAUUUCAGCUAAAAAAAGAAAAUCAAGUUCGUCCUUAGUUGAUGAACACGAUGAAGAGAGCACCAUCGAGGAACAGGAGGCCAUGGAGGGGGAAUCAGACCACAAAGCAGAGUUGGUUGACCUGGCCAAAGAUGCGGAGAUGCCUCUUGAUACUUUGAAGAAGCAGUAUGCUGGUGCCUACGUGGACAGCUUUGAGUGGCCUCAGCCUAGUGAUGAGGAUGACAUGGAAGAGACUGAAGAAGUGGCUCGUCCUACGGGCAGCAUCGCUGAGGCCGUGUUGAUUGACUCCCUCCUGAGUGUGGACCAGUACCGUGGGGCUGACAAAGCCACUUCCUCUGAUAAGAAGCCUGCUAAAGACAUAGCUGAAGUGGCUGCUGCCACAGAGCUCAUCCUGCCCAAGGGCAGCUUCAGGACCACGUCCUCUACCCGCACCCCAGCUCCUUUUCUACUGCACGGGUCGCUGCGAGAGUAUCAACAAAUCGGUGUGGACUGGCUGGUAAACCUUCACAAGAAACGCCUCAAUGGCAUUCUUGCUGAUGAGACCGGCCUCGGCAAGACUGUACAGACAGUGGCUUACAUGGCGCAAUUAGCUGGCCAAGAGGGCAUCUGGGGACCCCACCUUAUUGUAGUAAGGACGUGCAAGUUGCUAAAUUGGGAGGUGGAGUUCAAGCGCUGGUGUCCUGGCCUGAAGAUCCUCUUGUACCUUGGCGACAGAAGGGAGCGCAGAUCUAAGAGAAUGUGGUGGGGGGAGGCCAACAGCUUCCAUGUUUGUGUAACAUCCUUCAAGCUGCUGAUGAAAGACCAGAGCCAUUUUGUGAGACGAAGGUGGAGGCACCUUGUCCUAGACGAGGUGCAGCUCAUCAAAAACAUGACUGAGAAACACUGGGAAACAAUAUUUGCUCUCAGAAGUGAGCAGAGGAUUCUCCUGAUCAACACUCCUCUUCAGAAUACUCUGAAGGAGUUGUGGACCAUGAUCCACUUCCUUUUGCCAGGAAUCACCCGGUCGUACUCUGACUUUCCUGUUAAGGCGGGUACCGACCAUAAUCAGGACUACUGCCACAAACUGGUCAUUCGCCUGCACCGGAUGAUCCAGCCUUUCAUUCUGAGGCGCUCCAAAAGGGACGUGGAGAAACAACUGCCCAAGAAGUACGAGCAUAUUCUAAAGUGCCGUCUCUCGACCAGACAGAAAGGCCUUUACGAAGACAUCCUCACUCAACCAGGAGCUCAGGAGGCGCUGAAGACGGGUCAUUUUGUCAGUGUGCUUCAGGUCUUGAUGCAGUUACAGCGAGUGUGUAACCACCCUGAGCUGGUGGCUCCCAGGGAGACCAGUAGCUCCUACUUCUUCUCCUCUCUGCAAUACAACGUCCCAUCACUGGUGCUGGGAGCUCUUCGGAAUGACUCGAGCAAGAUUGCAAACAUGUCCAUAUUUGAUCUGAUCAAUAACGAGAACAGACUGACUCGGUAUCAGACUGAAGAGGCGGUACCCAAACUAAAGAUCACUCAACAGCUCAUAGAGGAGAUCCACACUGGUCCAGAACCAGCACCACGACCCAAACCAUGUCCAAUAAAACCCUUGAGAUUGUUCCAGCCAGUGCAGUAUGGAACAAAGCCAGAAGGUCGCCUGGCUGCCAUAACGAGCACACCGGGCCAGCGUCCUCCAACCAGCUCUCCCGUUACUAGCAGCUCUGUUUCCACCACCAACCAGUCGGCCCAGGCCAGGGGCAAGUCCACCGUCACCACUGCAACUACGACAGCCACCACUCACGCAGUUGGAACAGCCACUCAGAGAGCCCAGACUACCCCUCCUGUCAGCAGCAGCAGCAACACUGUCUCUGGGAGCAGUGGCCUUGGGCAGCAUGUGUUGGGGGCUCCCUCAGUGGCCUUGGGCCAGACCUUAGCUGGCACAGUUGUGGGAUCUAUAGCUCCCAUCAGCCAGCCUGCAUUAGCACAGGUCCCCAGGCCAGCUCUAGCCUCCAGCCAUGCCGUCCAACCCAGCUUACUGUCCCAGAGGCUGGUUCUUACAUCUCAGGCCCAGGCACGGUUGCCUAGUGGAGAUGUGGUGAAGAUCGCCCAGCUGGCCAACAUAGCAGGCAGUCAGAAUCGUAUCUCCCAGCCAGAGACUCCUGUCACUCUGCAGUUUCAGGGUAACAAGUUCACUUUGUCCCCCAGCCAGCUGCGCCAGCUCACCACCGGACAGCCCUUGCAGCUCCAAGGUACACUCGGCAACAUCCUGCAGAUUGUGUCAGCUCCGGGGCAGCAGAUCAUCAGACCACAGGGAUCCAUGGUCAUGCAAACAAUGCCACAAGCUGUCCCUGCCUCCAAUACCUCAGCUACACCUGGCACACCUCACCCUACCCUGUCUACAGCCCAUCAAGCAUUGGGUGUAACAACAAAUGCCACAUCAACCCCCACGAAGCUCACAACUGCAACUCAUGCUGCUUCUCAGGAGUCUUCAGAAGAAAAGACUCAGCAGCUGAAGGAGCGUUUGUGCCGCCUGUUUGCAGCCAACGAGCGGCGUUGUAGCCGCAGAGUGCUGUAUGGGUCAGACCUGCUGCAGGCUUGCACUUUGAGCACCGAACCUGCUCACUCUGCCAUGACUGCUGGAGGCUGGAGGUGGGUGGGCAGAGAAAGCUGCCUCAGGGCCCAGAGAAACUGCGUGGCUACCACCUCUGCACUGCAGUCCACUCUGCUCUCUGUGGAGGACCGACUGGGGGCUGCCAACAGCCUUAUCGAGAGGUUAGUAUGCGUGGUGCCUCCGGCUGAAGCCACUCCUGCUCACCUGUAUGCAGCCAAUCCCCCGGUUCCCUUCAGCCUUGAGCAGAAAUCCCUUCGCCGUCGUCUCCAGGAGGCCUGCGCUCCCCACAGCGCCGAAAUCCACCACUUGUCAUCCAGGCCACUCCUUCGUUUUUCUGACCUGCAGUUAAUGCAGAUGGACUCAGGUAAAUUGGAAGCUCUUGCCAUUCUGCUGCAGAAGCUCAGGUCAGAGAGCCGCCGUGUCCUCAUCUUUACUCAGAUGGUGAAGAUGCUCGACAUCCUGGAGGCCUUCCUCGAUUACAGACAGCUUACUUAUGUGCGGGUCGAUGAAAGCUUCUCUCCUGACGAACGACAGGAGAAUAUGAAGAAGUUCAACAGGAACAGGAAGGUGUUCUGCAGCAUCCUGACCAACCGCUGCUGCUCUGCAAUUGGGUCUUUGUUUGAUGCAGACACCAUCAUCUUCUACGACACAGACCUCAAUCCCAGCAUGGAUGCCCGCACCCAAGAGUGGUGUGACAAAAUAGGACGUUCCAAGGAUAUACACAUAUACAGGCUGGAGAGUGGGAACUCCAUUGAAGAGAAGCUGCUGAAGAACGGCACCAAGGACCUGAUCAGAGAGGUGGCUGCCCAGGGCACUGACUACACCUUGGCUUUCCUCACACAGCGAACAAUACAGGAUCUGUUUGAGGUGGAGGCUGACUCAGGAGAAAAGGUGGAGGAGUUUGUGGUUCUUCACCAAGAGCCAUCGGCAUCUGAGGCCAUUUCUCCCAGAGUGGCUAGACCCUACAUCCAGGCUCUCCACAGCAUAAACCUGGAGGCCCUGCCCGAGGAGGAAGAGCAGCAGCAGGAUGAGGCCUUAGCAGGCAAGGACUCGACGGAGGACAACCAAGAGUCAGAGAGCCAAGCUAAAGAAGAGCCUGCUCAUAAAGAUGAGCUGAACGCCGUCAUGGAACAGCUCACACCAAUUGAAAGGUAUGCCCUGCAUUACUUGGAGUACCUCCACAUCAGUGACGAUGAAACUGCUAUCAAGGAGCGGUUGAAGUGCUCUAAGAGAGGCUGGGAGCUGAAGCAGCUGCAGAAGCUGAAGGAGGAGGAGGAGGAGCGACAGAUUACGGAGGGAGAUGAAGAUCUCUUCACCUACACCAGAGAGGAUGCCUACAACAUGGAGUACGUAUUUGAUGCAGAGGACGGCACUUCGGAAAUCAUGCCGCUUUGGACGCCACCGACGCCGCCACAGGAUGACAAUGACAUCUACAUUGACUCUGUGAUGAUGCUGAUGUAUGACGCCACACCCAUGCCAGAGUCCAAGCUGCCUCCUAUCUACAUCCGCAAGGAGCACAAAAGACUCAAGAUGGAUCCCUCAGCAGCAGCCAGAAAGAAGAAGAAGGGCCAUGGGGAGACAGUCAUUCCUCCACGAUCCCUUUUCGAAAAGGCCAGCAUGCUGAAAGUUCGCAGAGAGGGAAAGGACCAGAAGAAGAACUUUUCCCUCAAGCAACAGGCGCCCUUUGCCAAGCCCCUCCCCUCGCUGGUUAAACCUGUCAUGGAGGCUAGCCAGGACAACCCAGAGUGGCUCAUCAGUGAGGACUGGGCUCUGCUUCAGGCUGUAAAGCAGCUGCUGGAGUUGCCUCUGAACCUGUCAAUCGUCUCUCCUGCUCACACCCCGAAUUGGGAUCUGGUGAGCGAUGUGGUGAACUCCUGCAGCCGCAUCUACCGCUCGCCCAAACAGUGCCGCAAUCGCUACGAGAAUGUCAUCAUUCCCAGAGAAGAGGGCAAGCUGGUGUAUGAGGCAAACCCCAAGAAGAAAACCAAGAGCAUAUACAAGUCGAAGAACAGCCGUCCUCUGAGGACCUGUCAGAUCUACACUCAGGAUGACAAUGCCACUCACAUCCAGCUCUACAACAGCCGCUUUGAACUCAUGAAGAUUAUUGCCAGCAAGAGGAGCCCACCAAUCAAACCACUGCUGGGCAUGAAUCCAUUCCAGAAGAAUCCCAAACAUGCCUCGGUUUUAGCAGAAAGCGGGAUAAGCUACGACAAGCCCCUACCUCCCAUUCAGGUGGCAUCUCAACGUGCUGAAAGGAUUGCUAAGGAGAAAAAGGCCCUAGCGGAGCAGCAGAAGGCUCAGCAGUUGGUCCAGCAGCAGCAGGCUGGAGCUCCCCAGGCCCUGGUGGCCCCUGGCCUGGCGCAGGCUCCUGCUGCUGGUCUGGCUCAGGCCCAGCUCCCUCAGGCUGCCACAGGGGCUGCUGUGGUGCCUAAUGCAGCUGUUCUGGCUGGAGCCAUAAAAGAUGCCACUGUGGGCACAACCCUCCAGCCUGCGGCUGCAGGGGGGAAUGUGAUCGUGAACACAGUACUUGGAGUUCCUCCAAGUCCCUUCCAGGCCAACAAGCGCCUGGCGCCUCCAGUCACACCAGGCACCCUGUCUUCUGCUGGUGCGGCUGGAGCCCAGGUGGUCCACGCGCAGCAGAGGGCCGUUACGGCUGCAGCUGCCCCUGCCGAGGUGGUCGCCUUAGCUACGGGUCAGGGUGUUCGGGCCGUUACCCAAGUGACGGCAUCUGCAGUAGUUUCUCCCACUCUGAGUCCGGUGCAGUCGCAGACUCGCCCGCUGGUCUCUCAGGCCCCAGCAGCCACAGGUAUGCAGUUGCCCCAAGGAAAGACUCUCACCCCAGCCCACCUGCAGAUGCUUCGACAGCAACAGCUGCAGCAGCAUCAGCAGCAGCAGCAGCAGCAGGCCACGUCCCCGCAGAUCAAAACUGUAGGCAAACCGCAGGAGUUGUUGAAGAUGCACAAGCAUAAGUUGCAGCUGCAGCAGCAGCAGCAGCAGGUAGCUGCAGCCCAGGGCCAGCAGGCUGCCGGGGCCCAGGCCACCCAGGGGCAGCAGGCUGCGCAGGCUGCCCAAGCCAAUCCUCAGCUAGCAGCUGUGGCAGCACCCAGACCUGGAGCCGUGCUGACCGGCACGACCGUCGCCAACCUGCAGGUGGCCAGACUGACUCGAGUGCCAACUCAGGGUCAGAUUCAAGCCCAGGCGGGACAGACGGCCCAGGUGACCCUCAGCAAGCCUCCUGUGGUCUCUGUGCCUGCCGUUGCCUCAUCGGCUGGGGUCACCACUCUGCCAGUCUCGGUAGCGGGCAUCAGUGUGGCUAUUGGUCAGCCCCAGAAAGCAGGCGGGCCUGUGCUGACGCCGUCGUUCCCACAGAUGCAGGUCCAGCAGCUGCUUCAGAUGAAGAAGCAGCAGGCGGCGACCGCAGCUCAGCAGAAAGCCGUGCAGACGCAGCAGGGACAGGCCACCGUGCAGCAGAAGAUCGCCACCCAGCAGGUCACAGUGCAGCCCGCCCAGCAGCAGCAGAAGGUGACCUAUGCCACCACGACACAACUCCAACAAGGAAUCAAGACCCAGUUCUUCACUACUUCCAUCUCCCAGGCUCAGAAACCCACAGGGGCCCAACAAAUCCAGGUGGCUAAGCUCCCACAAAUAGUGCAGCAGCAAACCACCGUGGCCAAUAUUCCACAAAUUGUGUCUUCUCCUCAGCAGACUCAGACUGUGACUCUGACCCAGGCCGCCGCGUCGGCGCCGUCACAGCUGCAGAUGAUUUCUGCUGGGACGACGACGGCCCAGGUCGUGCAGCAGAAGAUCCUCCAGCAGCAGGUGGUGACUGCGGCCACCUCCCCCCAGAUCCAGACGCCGCCCCCCCACAGCCCCGCCCAGCAGCCCGCCGCGCCCUCUUCUGCAGAGUCCCCAGUGCAGCAGGCCGCUCAGACCCAACAGCCCACGAAGGGUCAGGCUCGGCAGGGCGGCAUCAGGGCCAAAGCUCCCGCCAAGCCCAGCGGGGGAAGCAUUUAGGAGACGCACACUGAUGAAAGUGAAGUGACCACGUUGUUUUCCUGCAGCACGGAUGUGACGGUACUGAAGUUGUGCGGAGGCGUUCUUAUGGAUCCCACAGCAGCUCUCGCCAGAAACAGAUUCAGCAUCGCAUUGUUAAUCGCAUUGAACCGUUGCCCCAAACAUCUCUAACCCCAACCUCGAACUGAUUACAACUGCGUUCGCCAUCAUUAUUACAGUGCUCAUACCUAGAAUGUUCUGGCAUUUCAACCACAGCACUGCUUUCCAUACUUCCUGUUGGAUCCAUAAUGUUGCUGUUCUGAGUCAACAUUGUUACUUCUGAUCUGUGUCUGUCAUGAGAUGUGGACAUUUGUUGACAUUACCACAACUUUCCCCUUGACUACUGCCCAAAACAUCAAACGACAGACACAACAGUCAUGCCUUCAAGUUCUGAUUAUAUUAUAACUUGAGAUAUCUGAGGCUUAUGGGUAAUUCUGCAUUGGGAAAAGAGCUUUCCUCUAGAAUAAGUGUAUUCAUAAAUAGUCCCUUUUAUGUCUAAUUCAUUUGUUGUCUAUAGAUACUGAAUGGAGAGUAAUGCACGUUCCUUUAGUCAUUUGUUUUUUAUUGCAGCCAAAACACUGUAAACAUGUACUUUAGUAUUUUGUGUUUUCUCAUAAAUUGUCUUUUUUUAUUGAUGUCAAGGGAAAAAAACUGUAAAUAUCAAUGAAAAACAUUUGUACUUGUAAAGUAGGCGUGUUUUCAUUGGGUUUUUUCAGCCUAAUUGUAAUAAAGUGUUUUGUUUUUAUACACAGAUUCAUCUUUUUUCCUUUUGUUUUUUUCAUUAAAUCCGUUGUAACUA
Molecule: messenger RNA, 10256 nt
Organism: Pseudoliparis swirei
Lineage: Eukaryota; Metazoa; Chordata; Actinopteri; Perciformes; Liparidae
Gene: ep400
Product: E1A binding protein p400
Exons: 53
Coding region: 164-9418 (3084 amino acids)
Molecular function (GO): ATP binding; ATP-dependent chromatin remodeler activity
Source: RefSeq, a predicted model, not a curated record